UUGCAAUCAAAUUCGUGGUGAUGUUCCUCAUACUGCAUCAAUCGGCGCCAAUUAAUAUAUGUAGAAGUAAUUUAGUUAAUACUUGAUGAAUUCAUUUACAAAUUCCAUCUCAAUUCCUCAUAAUUGAUAUAAUCAGUUCCAAUUCCGCAGAAUUCAAAAUUUAGAAUUAAGAAUAAAUUCUUUUAAAUACCAAACACAAAAAGAUUUCAUUUCAAAAUGAAUUUUUUAAGAAUUAUAAAAUUCAUUUAUAUCAAAUGGUAUGUAAAAAAAAUUCAUCAAUCCAAAAAUGCCCUAACCUACCGCACUUAUCGCUAAAGGUAAUAUGAUCACCCCAACUAAUUAUUGCUUUUUCUCUCUUAUAUACAUUUUGUUUUCACCUUUUCAAAACCCUAGCUAUAGUCCUCCGCCGCCGCCGCAUGUAUAGAUGGAUUACUCGGGAUUACCAAACGAGAUCAUAGAGAAGAUAGCCUCGCAGCACCUGGACACAGCAGUCUCCCAGCUCCUCUCCUUCUCCGGCGUCUGCAGAUCAUGGAGAUCCGCCGCCUUCCUCCUCCGCUGCCCUCCGGUUUUGUUCGUCCCCCAAACCGCCGCCUCCGCCGCAUCCCUAUCUCCUGCCGCUGCGCCGAGAGGCCAAAUCCAUGAUUUCGUCUCCCUUACAACACUCACGUCGAUAGUUCCCACCACUCCACUACAGCCACCACCGCCGCCGUCAAUCGCCCUCCCUCUCUUCCCGUCUCCCACCAAGAUGUCGGACGUCCACGGCCAGCGCGAUCGCUACCUCCGCCUCCACCAAGAAUUUAUCACCACCUUCCCCCGAGAAGGCGCGUCAUCCUCAUCCUCGUGCUCAUCGUACUACGUCGAGGCUAUCUCCUUGGCUUCCAAGGACGGCUGGAUCCUCCGCCAACCCCCUUUCUACGGCAAAUACCGCGGCCAUCUCGACCUCUACCUCCUCAACCCAUUCACCGGCGCCUCCAUCCCGCUCCCUCCCCUCAAGCCGAAAUACGCCUGCGUCAGGAAAGCCAUCAUCUCUUCUUCCCCUGACGACGACGACUGCCACGUGUUCACUCUUUCCACCAGGCAGAAGGACUUGUUGGCGUGGUGCAAGGUCGGGCGCUCAGGAGGCGGCGGCGGCUGGGCGUUCCCGCCUGAAAAUUGCCUCGCAAAACGUUUGCGAGGCAAUAUACCCUUAGACGUCUCCUACUCCAACGGCAACCUCUACCUUGCAGUGGAAGAAGCUCUCUGGGUUGUCCACGACAUCCUCAAACCCUCCUCCGCCGCAAUUGGGCCAAUUGUGAAGGCCUUCCCGUUCUCUCGCUACAUGAAAUCGUUCGAGGCCCGCAACUGCUGUCGUCCCUACUUGUGUCACCUCGACGGCGGCCGCGGCCAGGUUCGCGUUGUUCUCCCUGACUGUAACGGGGACUACUAUGGGGACCACCUUGGAUUCCGUGUGUUCAGGCUGGUGGUGGAUGAGGGCAAAGGGCUCGAUAGGGUUGUGGAUUUUGAUUGCGGUGAAGGUGAUGAUUAUUGGGAACAAGUGUGGAGUCUGGAUGGGCAUGCACUGUUCAUUGGAGCUCACCAAUCCUUGUCCUUCCCAACAACUAAGGUUGAUGCUACUAUUGCUGAUCAGGAGACUAGUCAGGAUUUCGUUCAAGAGCCAAGACCCACCCGGUUUCAAGCUGGUUCUGUCCCUGUUGCUAGCAGUAGUACCACUGCUGCUAGUAUGCUCAAUCCGAAUGCUAGGGGGAUUAGAGGCGACCACAUUUACUUUGCACUGAAUCGUGUUUGUGAGCAUUGGGAAUCUUUUGGAGCGGCGAAUCGGGAUGGUGCAUUUGAUCUUGCCAAUCGGAAGUUCCAGAGGUUUGCUCAUGAUGAACGUUACGGUGAUAACAAGACGUGGGACCCCAUCUUUUGGUUCAUCCCUGUGCCCUGGGUGAACACUAAAAGCACUGCAAGCAAAAAUGAACAGAGGAGAAAGAAGAAAGGAAAGAAGAAAAAGAAACAAAUAACAGGGGCAGCAGAAGCCUCACAAGAGACACAGACGUCUACCUAAUUAAAACCCAAGACAUUAUAAGCUCGUCGGAUUUGAUGCUCUUGGUUCGCUGAUCUCCAGGAUAUAGCAUGUGUUUGACGGAGCUACUUGCAUCUAGAGAUGCUAUAUAUUGGUGCUUGUGGAUGGUCGGCUGUGCGGAGUUUUAGUGUUGGUCAACUCGAGACGGUGAAUUGUGUUGUGACAGUCUUUUAAUAUAUUUUUUUUGGUAGAAAGUCUUUUAAUAUUUUACUAGCAUGAGUCCGCUCGUUAUCGCUUCGUGUCUUAGCAAGUACGUGAUAUUUGAAAAAUUAAUAGUUUAAAUUUUCAUCUAAAAGUAAAGAGAUUGUCAUCUACAACUCUAUAUAGUCGACACAACGAUGAACUUUAAUAAGUAAGAAGGGCCGUUGAGCAAAUGAUUCCUAUGUUUAAGUUGUAAACACCGGGUUCAAGUUGUUUGGGUGCUCAACAUAAAGGAAAAAGAUAAAUGAAAAACACUAAAGCGGAUAAAAUUUG
Molecule: messenger RNA, 2542 nt
Organism: Linum trigynum
Lineage: Eukaryota; Viridiplantae; Streptophyta; Magnoliopsida; Malpighiales; Linaceae
Source: the annotation of a GenBank genome assembly